Haliotis rubra (blacklip abalone) is the source of this 2511-nucleotide messenger RNA. RefSeq lists its product as uncharacterized. The coding region runs from base 377 to 2422 and encodes 681 amino acids. Gene Ontology annotation, molecular function: calcium ion binding. NCBI's taxonomy places the organism in Eukaryota, Metazoa, Mollusca, Gastropoda, Lepetellida, Haliotidae. The record is from RefSeq and is a predicted model, not a curated record. The transcript has 4 exons.
CUCACGUUGGGGCUAAGAUUCUUGGUGAGAUAACCAUGUCACACCAGGUUCUGAAGUUGUCUGUCGUCAUUGUCGUAGUUUCCUAUAUUGUAUACGGAUCUACACCAGUAGGCGACCAUGAAGGAAAACAGUUUCUUCUGUCCUUUUUGAAAAAUGGCUAUGGAAAUGGAAAACCAUACAUAUUAAUUAUGACAGAAACGAAGGCAGAGGUGACAGUCAGAAACCACCUAGAAGGUAAAGCCAUGGACUACACACUCAGAGUGGUCUUUCGUUAAACAUCGAGCUUCCCAGCUCCAUUCGUUAUUCUUCAGAAGUGGAGGAAGUUCAUCAAAAGACCGUGACCGUUGAUUCGACAUCCGACGUGUCUGUGUAUGUCAUGGAUUAUAACACCUACUCAUCCGAGGGAUAUCUGGCUAUCCCAACUCCCUACCUGUCUACAGCAUACAUAGCUGCAUCCUAUACGGAAACUUCUAAAUACAAGCCAACACUGCUUGUAUCAGCAACCCAAGAUAAAACAACCGUGACAAUCAAGUUCAAGAUUCAAAACGGUGGGACAUGCGGCUCGGAAAUACAUUCAGAUGGGGGCACUGCAACAUUCACCCUCAGUGCCAACCAAACAUUUGGAAUUGUUUGCACUCAUGACUUAACAGGAACGUACGUUAAAAGCACCAAACCGAUAACAUUUCUUUCUGGACAUCCAUGUGCAAAUGUUCCUGAUGGAGUUGACGGUGUGGAUAUGCUCGUGGAGAUGAUAGCUCCUGUUGAAGCAUUAGGGUCUAGUUUCGUGAUCCACAACUUGGAAGGAAGAGACAGUGGCGCUAUAUACAGGACUGUGGCAUCGACUAAUGGAACAGUGGUUACGACCAGUGCUGGGAAGUCAUUUUCCCUGGAGUUUGGUGACUAUUUCGAUAUUGAUACGGCUGCUAAAGGGGAGAUGUGUCUCACUUCUAACCAUCCUGUUCUAGUUGUCAUGUAUGGUAAGAGCAAGCAGGCUGACACAGUUGUAGGAGACGGUGAUGGGUUCAUGGCACAGGUGCCCUCCACAGACAGAUUUCUGUCUUCCUACUUGGCUAACUUUUCUUCACUUACUGACUUUAAGACAUAUUAUGCAAGGACAGUUUCAACUGCAGGUGGCAAUCCAACAGACUACCGAUCGAUACCAGGUUGCGCCUAUGGAGUUAAUUUCACGAUAGCAGAAGAGUCAUCAACACAAGUGUCAAUGAAUGGUGCACGUUUUGGGGCAGUCGCAUACGGAUUCAUGUCAGCUGGCGGCUAUGGAUUUCCAAUUGGAAUGGUCUUUGAUAUUGACGAGUGUGAAAGUACUCCUUGUGUGAACGGAGGCUCGUGUAAAGAUGGUGUGUAUGCCUACACUUGUGAGUGUCCAGCAGAACACACGGGCGUCAACUGUGAGUCGGGUGGUUCAUCCGAUGCUGUAUCAUCGAUCGUGUCAGUGACCGGCAUUCAGUACUCAUCGUCCCCUCACUUUCUACCAGCUUCAGCGAAUUCGUCAACCUACACUGUGUCAUCGUCGGACAACAUGGUGGCUUCUACAAUCACGACUGAAUCACGUGUUGUUUCUGAAGCAUCACCAUCUAUGGACAGUGUGGCCUCUUGGUCAUCUCUGCUUUCAGACAUCAUGGGCUCGUCGCCCUCGCUUUUCGACCUUAGUUCUUCGUCGCACGUAUCCUCAGAAAGUGUGCCGUUCAUGAAGCCAUCACCAGCUUCUGUGUACAUUACACGUGGUACCUCUUCUGGGAGCACCCAUCCAUUCAUUUCAUCAUCAGUGCCUGAUGCAGGAACUAUGAUAUUAACAUCUGCUUCUGACUUUAGAAACGUCUUGGAAUCAUCUACUAUCUUCAAUAUGUACACGUCCCAAACAAUCAUCGACGAUGUUACCCCAUUACUUUCAAAUCCUUUGCCUUCAUCGCUGAUGCUAACGUCCGCAUCCUACUUCACUAACCCAGCCUCUCUGAUGGUUUCAACAGUUGUGAGUAGCACCAUACCUAGCCAACUAGGCCUGACGACGACAUGCACGUCUUGUACCCCAUCCAUACCCAUGUCGGUCACUCCAGCAACAUCAUCAAUAUCUGUAAAAUCCUCUUUGCCCAAGUCCUAUUCGACAGCUUGCAUAUGUACAUGUGCAGUCAACCUGGCUACAAUGGACAUAGUGAUGAUAACAGAAGAAAUAAAGAAACGCCUCACUGUGCCAACACACAAUCUCUCAAGCACAAUACGGAAGAAAAUUAGUGUCCGCGAUGACAGACCAAGUGCUGUUACCAUGGGUUCAGCUGGAAUUGUUUUCAUCGUCAUUGCCACUCUUAUUGUUACUGUGCCGGAUAUCUUAAAUAUGUUGCAGUUUGUCUGCGGUUUGGGAUUCCAAAAGCCACGAGGAAAGUCUUCGCAAGACCAGAGUUAUACCUAAGUUCAUGUAAAGCACCUGGGCCUCCUUUCACAAAGCACUAAUGUGAUCACAAGUCACUAAGGUAACCUUAGUGCAAUGUUAAAGAAUGG